This is a messenger RNA of Brenthis ino (lesser marbled fritillary), 687 nucleotides long. Lineage: Eukaryota; Metazoa; Arthropoda; Insecta; Lepidoptera; Nymphalidae. The record is from the annotation of a GenBank genome assembly.
AUGUUAGAUAGUUCAGAUAUCGAAUUGAGGUCGGCGUUGCCGAAAAAAACAUCUAAGAAGCUCUUAGAGAGCCCAACAACCGAAAUGUUAAAGCAAAAAGAUCCUAAAAAGAUAACGACGAAAGAAAUGAUUCAUAAGGCAUUAAUAGAUUUAAAAAGUCGCAAAGGAACGUCUUUACACGCCAUUAAAAAGUAUAUAGAAGAAAAAUACCAAGUGGAUGUGGAAAAAAUCAAUCAUAUUAUCAAGAAAUAUUUGAAAACUAGUGUCGAAAUGGGAACGAUAGUUCAAACUAAGGGAGUUGGUGCAAAUGGAUCGUUUAAAUUGGCUGCUGGGAAAGAUAAAUUGGAAAAGAAAAAGAAAAUGCUGAAGAAAGAUGAACGAGCGAAGAUAUCUGAUAAAUCAGAGAAGCCAAAACUACAAAAAACUGCAAAACUUAAAACUACGAAGGAAAUGGAGACUGAAAAAAAUGGGCAGAAGAAGCCAAAAAAGGUUGAAAUUAGCAAAAAUGCAAAAAAUAACGAAGUUGAAAAAAAACCAGCAACGUCCAAAAGAAAUCAAAAAAAGGAAAUGUCCGGGAAAUCAUCAAAAUCUUUUGAAACACCUAAAAAAAAAAGGGCGGCCAUAAAGAAAAGAAAAAGUAUUGGUUCUAUCUUAAAGCCGCCAAAAAUGAAACCGACGGCCAAAGCC